AUCACAACGUCCACCAUCCCCCUUCCUCUCCCCUCCCUUUUCGCCCACUACCCAGGAGCACUUUAUUUGUGCUCUUUCUUAUCCACAUUCUUCGCCUGAGCUGAGGCAUCCAUUCACUUUUACCUUCAUUCAUUUCGAUUUCGCUCUCACACAUGGCCCAGCCUAUCCAAUACCGCAAUCCUCCUCUCGCAGGCAGACCGCCGUACGCGACUGACGAACCGGAUUCAAUGUUUGCACCCAAUCCUUACCAGCAGCCCAGGAUGGGUAUGCCAAAACCCCAGGACCCCAACGCUCGUUCUUCGGCCUACAAUCACUACGACAACUACCUCGAAGGCAAUCGCCACUCCGGUGCCGGUGCGCUCGGUAUGGGAAUGAUGAGUGGCGACAUGGACGAUGACGACGAAGAUGCCUAUGCCAACGACAACAAGCAUGCCGCCCUCGCGGCUGCCACUGGUCGCGGAAUACCUGAACCUUUACCCGCACCUCGUCCCGGAUAUGUUGCAUCAAAGAAUCCGUUCGAGAUCCCAGUUCCUGCUCCUGCCGCUGCCCCCGAAGGUCGUCAAAUGGCCCAGCUUCCCGCAGCUCUCGCAGCUGCCGGUGGCCGUCCUCCCGCCUUACUCACGACCAUUCCUCCGCCUGCUCCGAUUUCGGUUCCCAGCACUCCCCACCCUCUCCCACCGACAAUGACUCCGAUCACUCCCGCCUUUGCUCGUCCCGUGAAACCUACGUCUCAACGCGACGUCACGUUCGGCAGGGAACCGAUCAUGAGGAGUAACUCAGAGGAAAGGCUUCUUCCCCGUCGCGGCGAGAAGGGCGAUGAUUUCUGGAGGAGGUUCAGUAUGAUCGCGAAGGAGGAGAAGUCAAAGCCGUACAAACAGAGUGCUAGCCAAUGGCUUCGGUCAACACAGAAUGGGACUAAUCGUAUGUCUCGUUGUAUCUGGUUGGUCGGCCUUGUCCUUCUCGCUGCUGUCGGUCUUGGUAUUGGCCUCGGCUGGUAUGUCGCCCACAACUCCAAAGGCUCUUCGGACCCCACCGCGGUCGGCGGCAGUGCCAACCAGGCGUCGACCUACUCGCCUACGUCAACAGCCGCUGCGACGUCGUCAUCUCAUCAUGUAUCGCCAACGAACACUGUCGCUCGACGAGACGCUUUCCCCGAGCCUGUACCGACUGGCACCACGUUCAAUAUCGUGCAUAUCGAUCACCCAGGCCUGAAGUCGGCAAAGCGAGAUAUAGAGACGGACGUGGACUUGGACGUAGAGGUGGCGGAGAAGAGAGCGGUGAAUCCCGCAGCGGCAUCAAGACAUCGGAGGCAUCAUCAGAACCGUACUUCGUAUUAGGGCCCAGACUACCCAUGCCUGGAUCUUAUUCCCUGGGAACUCGGCUUUCCGAGCCGGCAGCGCUUGGACUGUCCUGAUAUCCUGUCCACUCGUUCCUUUCCCUCCUGCGUGAUAUCUCCGCUUCUUGCGCCCAUAGAUCAUCGCCCCUCCCAUCCUACCACACCCUCAUCCUACACGACGAUCGCUACACAUCAACACACAAUUAUACCCCAUUUGCCUUGCUUGAUCUCCGUGUGUGUUGCUCCUCUUUGCUGUUCCUCUGCUUGCACUAUUAUCUUCCAUCGUCCCGCGGAUCCCUCUUUUUUUCCUUGGUCAUUUAUUUCGUCGUUCAUCUCUCCCGCGGUACUCAUUUUACGAGAACGACCAGCCGUUAUUAUUUAAAAGGCUGGUCUUUAUUAAUGCCCCUUCCCUGCUCCACGCGUCACACAUGAGGGGGUGGACGCUGGACCGGAUCUUCGACUCGUUAGGAUAUUCCAGUUCUCAGGAUAUACCCGUGGACACCCACUAGCCAACCAGGACAUCGACGUACUAGUACUUAUUGCCUAAGUAUCCGAGUUCCCCACACAUGCUCUGUACUCAUUGUACAUGCCACCGCAUACAUACCCUUCCUGCCC
Molecule: messenger RNA, 1951 nt
Organism: Stereum hirsutum FP-91666 SS1
Lineage: Eukaryota; Fungi; Basidiomycota; Agaricomycetes; Russulales; Stereaceae
Exons: 5
Coding region: 153-1337 (394 amino acids)
Source: RefSeq, a predicted model, not a curated record